Molecule: messenger RNA, 18813 nt
Organism: Egretta garzetta (little egret)
Lineage: Eukaryota; Metazoa; Chordata; Aves; Pelecaniformes; Ardeidae
Gene: KDM5A
Product: lysine demethylase 5A
Exons: 27
Coding region: 78-4910 (1610 amino acids)
Biological process (GO): chromatin remodeling
Cellular component (GO): nucleus
Molecular function (GO): DNA binding; histone demethylase activity
Source: RefSeq, a predicted model, not a curated record
GGCAGCCUCCAUUUGCAUGUGAAGUACAAAGUUUUCGUUUCACUCCACGAAUUCAGCGUCUGAAUGAACUGGAGGCAAUGACAAGAGUGAAGCUGGACUUCUUGGAUCAGUUAGCAAAAUUUUGGGAACUCCAAGGAUCCAAUUUAAAAAUCCCUGUGGUGGAGAGGAAAAUACUGGAUCUCUAUGCUCUGAGCAAGAUUGUUGCCAGCAAAGGAGGCUUUGAAGUAGUCACUAAAGAGAAGAAAUGGUCUAAAGUAGCAAGUCGGCUUGGCUACCUGCCAGGAAAAGGCACAGGGUCUUUACUCAAGUCUCAUUAUGAACGGAUCUUGUACCCCUAUGAGCUCUUUCAGUCUGGCGUCAGCCUUAUGGGCAUCCAAAAGCCAAACUUGGAUCUUAAGGAAAAAGUAGAGGCUGAGGACCUCAGCUCAGAUGCCCAGGCUUCCCCAAAGCAGGCUUCAAGAAUGAACGUCGUGCUGAAGAGAACCAGGCGCGUCAAAUCCCAGGCGGAGGCAGGAGAAAUGAGUAGAAAUACUGAACUGAAGAAGCUUCAGAUCUUUGGAGCUGGACCCAAGAUGAUGGGACUGGCAUUGGGAGCAAAGGAUAAAGAGGAUGAGGUGACACGAAGACGUAAGGGAACCAGAUCAGAAGCAUUUGGAAUGCAGAUGAGGCAACGCAAAGGAACUCUUUCUGUCAACUUCGUCGAUCUGUAUGUUUGCUUAUUCUGUGGCAGAGGAAAUAAUGAGGACAAACUGCUACUGUGUGAUGGAUGUGAUGACAGCUAUCACACUUUUUGCUUGAUUCCUCCUUUACCUGAUGUACCCAAAGGUGACUGGAGGUGUCCAAAGUGCGUUGCCGAGGAAUGCAACAAACCCCGUGAGGCCUUUGGAUUUGAACAAGCAGUCAGGGAAUAUACUCUCCAGAGCUUUGGUGAAAUGGCUGAUAACUUCAAGUCUGAUUAUUUCAACAUGCCGGUCCAUAUGGUUCCCACUGAGCUCGUAGAAAAAGAAUUCUGGCGCUUGGUGAGCAGCAUAGAAGAAGAUGUCAUUGUGGAAUAUGGGGCUGAUAUCUCAUCCAAGGACUUUGGAAGUGGCUUCCCAGUGAAGGAUGGCCGACGAAAGCUGAUGCCAGAGGAGGAGGACUAUGCGCUUUCUGGUUGGAACUUGAAUAACAUGCCAAUUCUAGAACAGUCAGUCCUUGCUCACAUCAAUGCAGAUAUCUCUGGCAUGAAGGUACCUUGGCUGUAUGUAGGGAUGUGCUUCUCCUCAUUUUGCUGGCAUAUUGAAGAUCACUGGAGCUAUUCCAUCAACUACCUGCAUUGGGGAGAGCCGAAGACAUGGUAUGGUGUGCCCUCUCAUGCAGCGGAGCAGCUAGAGGAUGUGAUGAAGGAAUUGGCUCCUGAGCUAUUUGAAUCCCAGCCUGAUCUCCUGCAUCAGCUGGUCACUAUUAUGAACCCCAAUGUGCUGAUGGAACAUGGUGUACCAGUAUACAGGACCAAUCAGUGCGCUGGCGAGUUUGUUGUGACCUUUCCUCGUGCCUAUCACUCUGGAUUUAACCAGGGAUAUAACUUUGCUGAAGCUGUGAACUUCUGCACUGCUGACUGGCUUCCCAUUGGACGUCAGUGUGUGAGUCAUUACCGAAGGCUAGGACGUCAUUGUGUUUUCUCCCAUGAAGAGCUGAUCUUCAAGAUGGCUGCAGACCCAGAGUGCUUGGAUGUUGGGCUGGCUGCCAUGGUCUGCAAGGAGAUGACUCUAAUGAUAGAGGAAGAGACACGGUUAAGGGAGUCUGUUGUACAGAUGGGAGUGUUGAUGUCUGAAGAAGAGGUGUUUGAACUGGUUCCAGAUGAUGAGCGUCAGUGCACUGCUUGCAGAACCACGUGCUUCUUGUCAGCUCUUACGUGUUCCUGUAAUCCUGAGCGUCUGGUAUGCUUAUACCAUCCGUCUGAUUUAUGUCCAUGUCCCAUGCAGAAGAAGUGUCUAAGGUACCGAUACCCACUAGAAGACCUUCCUUCUUUGCUGUACGGAGUGAAAGUUAGAGCACAGUCUUAUGACACUUGGGUCAGUAGAGUUACAGAGGCUCUGUCUGCCAAUCUCAACCACAAGAAAGAUGUGAUUGAGCUGAGAGUAAUGUUGGAGGAUGCAGAAGACAGGAAAUACCCAGAAAACGAUCUUUUCCGCAGGCUCAGAGAUGCUGUGAAAGAAGCAGAGACCUGUGCUUCAGUAGCACAGCUGCUUCUGAGCAAAAAGCAAAAGCACAGCAGACAGAGCCAAGACAGUGGAAGGACACGCACCAAGCUAACUAUGGAGGAGCUUAAAGCAUUUGUACAGCAGUUGUUUAGCCUGCCCUGUGUUAUCAGCCAGGCCCGACAAGUAAAGAAUCUGCUCGAUGAUGUGGAAGAAUUUCAUGAGCGUGCUCAAGAAGCUAUGAUGGAUGAGAUCCCAGACUCUUCCAAGCUGCAGGACUUAAUAGACAUGGGCUCUGGCCUUUAUGUAGAACUUCCUGAACUGCCAAGGCUGAAGCAAGAACUGCAGCAGGCACGGUGGCUGGAUGAGGUGAGGUCCACCCUCUUGGAUCCCCAGAGAGUCACCCUAGAUGUGAUGAAGAAGCUGAUUGACUCGGGUGUGGGCUUGGCACCACACCAUGCUGUGGAGAAAGCCAUGGCUGAGCUGCAGGAGCUGCUUACAGUUUCAGAGAGGUGGGAGGAGAAGGCCAAGGUCUGCCUGCAGGCCAGACCACGCCAAAGUAUGAUGGCUCUGGAGGGCAUCGUGAAUGAAGCAAAGAACAUCCCUGCUUACCUGCCCAAUGUGCUGGCACUGAAGGAAGCCCUGCAGCGGGCUAGAGACUGGACAGCCAAAGUGGAGGCCAUUCAGAAUGGGAGCAACUAUGCCUACCUGGAGCAACUGGAGAGCUUGUCUGCCAAAGGCCGCCCCAUACCAGUACGUCUUGAUGCCCUGCCACAGCUGGAGUCGCAGGUAGCUGCAGCACGUGCUUGGAGGGAGCGCACGGGAAGGACCUUCCUGAAGAAGAACUCAAGCUACAGUCUGUUACAGGUUCUGAGCCCUCGGACCGAUAUCGGUGUUUAUGGGAGCAGUAAGAAUAGGCGGAAGAGGGCAAAGGAGUUGAUGGAGAAGGAGAAGGAGAAAGAUCUCGACUUGGAAUCCCUAAGUGAACUGGAGGAUGGGCUGGAGGAGGCCAGGGACACUGCAGCUGUGGUGGCUAUAUUCAAGGAGCGGGAACAGAAGGAGAUUGAAGCCAUGCACGCUCUCAGGGCAGCUAACCUGGCCAAGAUGACUAUGGUGGAUCGAAUUGAAGAAGUCAAAUUCUGUAUCUGUCGCAAAACAGCUAGUGGUUUCAUGCUACAGUGUGAGCUGUGCAAAGACUGGUUUCAUAGUGGCUGCGUGCCCCUUCCCAAAACAAGUUCUCAGAAGAAGGGCUCUAGUUGGCAGGCCAAAGAAGUGAAGUUUCUCUGUCCACUUUGCAUGCGUUCUCGAAGGCCACGGCUUGAAACAAUACUGUCUCUGCUGGUGUCCCUGCAGAAGCUCCCUGUUCGGCUGCCGGAAGGGGAGGCAUUGCAGUGCUUGACAGAACGUGCCAUGAGUUGGCAGGACCGAGCGCGGCAGGCUUUGGCCACUGAUGAGUUGUCCUCUGCUUUGGCUAAGCUUUCUGUACUCAGCCAACGAAUGGUGGAGCAGGCAGCACGGGAGAAAACAGAAAAAAUAAUCAGUGCAGAGCUACAGAAAGCGGCAGCUAACCCAGACCUGCAGGGACACUUGACUAGUUUCCAGCAAUCAGCCUUUAACAGAGUAAUAGGGAGCGUGUCGUCAUCCCCACGGCAGACUUUGGAUUAUGAUGAUGAAGAGACAGACUCUGAUGAAGACAUCAGGGAGACAUAUGGCUAUGACAUAAAGGACAAUGCCAGUGUAAAAUCUUCUAGCAGCUUGGAGCCCAAUUUGUUUUGUGAUGAAGAAAUCCCCAUUAAAUCAGAGGAAGUGGUGACACACAUGUGGACUGCUCCCUCAUUCUGUGCUGAACACGCAUAUUCGUCUGCUUCUAAAAGCUGCUCUCAAGGUUCUAGCACUCCAAGGAAACAGCCUCGGAAGAGUCCACUGGUACCUCGCAGUUUGGAGCCGCCUGUAUUGGAGCUGUCACCUGGAGCAAAAGCUCAACUAGAAGAUCUAAUGAUGGUAGGAGAUCUACUAGAGGUAUCACUGGAUGAGACUCAGCACAUCUGGCGGAUUUUACAGGCUACUCAUCCACCCUCUGAGGACAGGUUCCUUCAUGUCAUGGAGGAUGACAGCAUGGAUGAGAAACCACUGAAAAUGAGAGGGAGAGACUCUUCUGAGAGGAAGCGGAAACGAAAGCUGGAGAGAGCAGAGCAGUUCUUUGGGGAUAUGAAACAAAAAUCUAAAGAGCUGAAAAAACUGGAAAAACCCAAGAAGAAGAAGCUAAAACUCACCAUGGAUAAGACAAAAGAGCUAAACAAGCUGGCAAAGAAACUGGCUAAGGAAGAGGAGCGGAAGAAGAAGAGAGAGAAAGCAGUUGUCACAAAGGUGGAACUAGCAAAGGAGAGCACAGAGAAAAAAAGAGAGAAGAAGGUUCUAGAUAUUCCUUCGAAGUAUGACUGGUCAGGAGCAGAGGAGUCAGAUGAUGAGAAUGCUGUAUGUGCUGCACAAAACUGCCAGAGGCCCUGCAAGGACAAAGUAGACUGGGUGCAGUGUGACGGUGGCUGUGACGAGUGGUUUCAUCAAAUUUGUGUUGGUGUCUCUCCGGAAAUGGCUGAAAAUGAGGAUUACAUCUGUAUAAACUGUGCAAAGAAGCCAAUGCAGGGACCAAGUAGCCCUGCUCAUGCACCACCUCCUCCUUUCUUAUUGAGCUACAAACUACCAAUGGAAGAUCUUAAGGAGACAAGUUAGCAACUACUUGAUGCCUGGAACUUUUUGGGAAACGGACCACUGAAACCCUACAGAAAGAGAGGGUUUGAAGCUAAUGUAGCCACUGAGCUUCACUUCCAAGGAUGUACAGACCUGCAGCAGAGUUGGUCCCUUCCUUACAGCUGGCUUCCUUCAUACAAUGGGGACGUCAAGGCACAGUGGUACCGACUCAUCUAUGCAGACACCACCUGAUUAGGAGCUCCAGCCAGUGUUUUUUGACUUGAGUAUUUCCAUCUUUGAGUGUGGCUGUUGCUCUUAGAGACUGAGCAAACCCGAGGCUGUUAGAUUAGACACUUCAGGGUGUUAGAAGUACGUGCUGGCAGUGGAGCUGGCCUGGAAUUGGUGGGCAUAGGCUGGAGCUUUUAGGCCUGCCAGGUUACCCUAAGGAGGUGACUUUGGAAGUUAUCUUUUGCCUCCGCAUGCCAACCCAGUGAGUAGGGCAGUGUCUUGGGAGAGUUAAGUUGCCUCCAUAUCCAGGCAGCUGACACUACACUAUAAGGAUGGGAGCAAGUGGAUGAAUUCCUUUUAAUUUCUCUUUUGUAGCUAAAGGGCAGGGGAGCUCAUGAUCUCAGAAAUCAGCAAAGGUUCUGUUUACCAAAAAAGAAACCAAACUCCUCUCCACUAGGCAACAUUUUUUUUCCUUAGUGGGGAACAGCUGAUCUUCCUGUCCUGAGGAGGGCCAGGAAACAUUGAUGAAGAUGUCUAGCUAGAGCAGAGCUUGGGAAAGGCAGAGUGCUUCCCUUUCCACAGGGGUGCCCUCUCCUGUUCUAGGCUUUGUGUAGAAUUCUGCACUCCUGCACGUUAAAGUUGUCUCACGCAGGAUGGAGCUGGCAAGGAGGUACAGCACCCAGGGCACCAGCUUCUGUGAUCUGUACCCAGGGAUGGGAAGGAAAGAAGACAGCCCACUUACCUCAGAGGUUACACUGACAUGUGCUUCUGUGAAAAGUUUCACUCACAACUAUUUCCAGUAUCACCAGGCUACGGGCAUGGCCUCAAGCGAUACCAGCAAGCAGUCUGCAGAUACUGUUCGCAGCGCAAAUCCCCCUCCCUGCUGGCUUUGCUGGAUGUGUACCAGUGUACAAUCAGCAACAGUUCUUGCUUGAAGUUGCCCCUGGCUUUGCCAGAGGACCAGAGGGCUUGGGGUCAUCCUGGGUGACAGUUGUUUUAGUAAAUCCAUUUUUAAAGAAGGACUUGUUUUUACUUUUUUCUAAAUGUCUCAGACUACUGACUUGUUCUAUAAAUAGAUUAUUUUUCUUUGAUUUUUUUAUACUUACCACUGUUAACCAGCAGCACAGACAGAGGUUCACAAAGCAAAAACCUGCCCGUGGGCUUGGGUUUUUUUACUCCAUUCCUUCCUUGUAGUACAAGGAAUUAGCAGUUACCUUCCCCAUUCUAGCCUGACCAGCUGCCUGUGUUUAAAUAGGUAAAUACAUUUCAUGUGCUACCUUUGUGUUUGGGUUUGUUCCUAUUAGUGGGGCAUCUGGGCCUUAAUGACUCCAGUGGAUGCUGGCUUUAUGUAUGUGAAUGUCUGAAGCCAGCCACUGGGCUGUCUUGUCCCCCUCUCCACUCGCUCCCUAUUGUGUUUCCAUUCUUCUGCAGUUCUAGGAGUGUUGUAAGUAGUGUCCAGUCUUACUAGGAGCUGGAUUGGGAUUUAAAGAAAUAUUGACAAAAACAAAAGUGUUCUGUCUUGACUGUUCUGUGUCCCUUCUCUUGUUCUCUGAUAUUUGGAAGUUUAUUUAUCUGGCAGAAUUAUCCAUCCAAAAAAAAAAAAAAAAAUUCAGCUCAGGUAGAUGAACUUUUAUUGGUUUGUUUUAUUUGUGCCUGCUACCUGGGAAAGGGAAGAUGUGCAAAAGAAAAAGAAAUAAGAUGGAGGGCAGAAGAUACAGGGUCUUGGGGAGCUUUGAGUGCAAAUCAGGCACAGACUUGUGCUCCUUAAAGACUAAUAUGGUGUUAAAAGCAAAAGCAAGCUGUGGUUAAGCAUGUGGCUGAACGGGCACCGUAGCAAACUUAAGAGUAUUAUUUGUUUACUUAUUUAUGAAGGAGUCUAUGCUAUAGCUAGACAUACCCUCUUUCUGCCUUCAGUUACAGUUUUUUUCUUCUCAGUGUACGCUUAGUUUUCGUAAACUGGUUUAAACAGAUGUUACUUUCCUUCAAGCUUUAACUGAUGGUACUACAUAAAUGUUUCCCUAUAUGGAGUGGAUAGACUAUCUGUCACAGAUGUUUAAUCGUUCCAGAAGUAGAUUAGUGCAAGAUUUCUUAAAGAAUCCCAGUGUUCUGUAUUAUUUCCUGACUCCUAGAAUCCGUGACACAACAGGGAAAAUAUGGUUAGCAUAUCCUGUUAGCCGCUGAGCAUAUCCUCUUAACCAUUCCUACAUUCUCUGUUGUGAUAAAGUCAUUGUUAUAUGUAAUUGCCAUCAACUGGAAAAGUGAUCUUUUAGUAAAUCUGCGUUGAAUGUUCCUGUUUCUCUGAGUAGAAGGUGUGGUGGAGAAUGUUAAUGGUAGCACUAGUUACAACAAACAGCUAUACGAUGCCAUGGUCAAUCAUUCUGCUUGUAACAAGCAUAGAAAAGAGUAAACAACAGAAAGAAAUGUGCAAAUAACAUGCAAAAGGUCCCAUUUUUAGUAGCUGUUUUUCAUAUCACAUGGAGAGGCUCUAUUACACUGUCGAAAGGAGGUUGCCACGCUUUUUCUAGUUACAGAUGUUUCAUCUGCUUUCGGGUAAGGUGUUCAUAAACCGAAGACCAUUACUAGCUUUACAUCUUACUGUUUAAGAUUAUUUUUUAAGAGCAUAAUUCCUCUCAAAGGAUUGCUGAUAGUAUGAACUUAUGAAUAAAUGUUAACUUUUGAAAAAAUGUGUAGAUAUGUAGUUAGUGGUUGAAAAACCUAAAGCUACAGCUGUGGUAUUGUCUCCAGAUCUUAGGGUUUUGAGUUUUUAUAAAAACAUGCAAAGAAGGAAGCUGAAGUUUAAACUAAGGAAAUAAUUUUCUUACGUGUCUGCUACAGCUGUAGGAAAAAUCUCUCAUGCUUUGGGGACAAAAUCUCAGUAUACACAAAACCUUAGCUCGUGUGUGUCUAGAAAGGUACAUGCCUUAAUGCUAUAUCCUACAAAGAAUACCAGCCACUGUUCAUGUUACUUCUCUUCAUGUGUCUGAUGCAAAAGGUCAAAGAAAUGACCUGAGCUGUUGUGAGGAACUAAAAAUGGCCAAGACUUGAGUUGUGUAUCUUAUCCAAACCAUGCGGUUUCAAGCUUUUUCUUUUAAGAACCAGGGCCUGGAAUUGGGAAGCUUUACUUGCACAGAGAUAAACACCGCUCCUGAACUUCAGUGCCAUUACUUUUAGGAUUCGUGCUUUUGACAGAUCAUCUGUACAUGAGUGCUUGUGCAGCCUGGACUAUUUGAUAAUGAGGGCUUAAGGUAAAAUUGAUGAUAUUAUGAAAAUUAUCUUAAGGGAUUUGGAAUAUAGUCAUACAGCAUAGGAUAAACAGAUGUCUGUGUGUUUUGUUAGCCACACUGUGAAGCUUGCAUUGAUCUUCUCAGUUUUUAGAAUCCUAGAGUAAUGUAGGUUGUUGGGAUAAUUUCUGGAGGUCAACCGGGUCAACCUCCUGACCAAAGCAGGGCUGACUUCAAAAGUAGGUCAAGUUUUUCAGGGCUGUGUCCAAACAUGUUUCUAGUAUUUCCAGAGGUGGGCAAUUGACAACCUCUCUGGCUUCCUUUUCCGGUUUUGUAGCAUCUUCAGUGUAAACUUGUCAGAUACUCACUUGCUGUAGCUUGCCUGGUGCCUCUUGAAGGAUCUGUCUCUGUAUUUUCUGAAACGGUCCAUUAGGUAGUUGAAGACUUCAGGCCCUGCAGCCUUAAUAUCAAAGCUGAACAAACCCAGCUCAGUCUCCUUUGAGCCAUGUCAUGUGUUGCAGCCUUCUAACAAUCUUGGUGGUCCUCAGAUGGACUUAUUUCAGGUUUGUCAAUGUCUGGUUUUGUACUGAGGAGCCCCAAACUGGAUAUUUUACUCCAGAUGUGGAUUACAGGUGUUGAAUACAGGGGAAAAAUAACUUCCUUUAACCUGCUGGCUAUGCAACCCGGUACAGCCUUGGCCUUCAUAGUUGCAAGGGGGAACGCUGCUGACUCCAAUUCAGUGUGUCCACUCUUAGCCCCAGGUCCCUUGAUUUAUUAUUUCUCAGGUGCAGGACUGAUGAACUUAACAGGUUUUCCAUUAGCACAUCACUCCAGUCAGUCAAGAUCCAACUGAAUAGGAGCCCUCUCCCAUGUUUUGGGUUGUCCUGCUGCCAUCCUCCCCCCAUCAUUCAGUUUGGUGUCAUCAGCAAACUUGAUGAGGGUGCACUCUACCCCAUCACCCAGGUGGGUAAGACAUAAAAUGGUAUUGUCUGCAGUACCAACCUGUGAGGUACCCCACUUGCAGCUGGCCACCUCCUAGGUUUCAAAUCAUUGACUCCUAAAGUCAGAGCACCGCAGUCCACCCUGGUUUUCACCCCCAUUGUGGGUUGACCGUCCACUCUGUGUUUUUGCUGUAAGUCAGGGUAAGCAACCACUGCCAUCCCCUCAUCCAUAGGACUCAUCAGAGGCGGCAGCCAGGUUGGGCUAGCAUGACAGUGGUGGCUAUUACUGGUCACUUUAUCCCUCACGGGCCUGGAUGUGGCUUUAAGGAGGAUUUAUUCCAUAAUCUUCCCAGGGACCAGCAUGAGGUGAGCUGCCCUGUAGUUGCCUGCAUCCUCUUCGUUUCCUCCUCUUUAUUGAACAUGCAUGAUGUGCAGAAGCGUUCAUCACAAUCCAUCAUGAAAAUUAUCCUCCAUACAGACAUUUUCCUAGGCUUCGUUCAUCAUUGUGGCAUAUAAGAUUUGAAGAAAAAAGCCAACCGAUUUGAAUUGCUCUUUGUAAGGUGCAUGGAAAACUAAAUGGCAGAGCCAAGCUUCUUCAAAUACUGCUCAUACCUAAACUCCAUGUGGGCUAGUGGGCAGUUAGGUCAGUCCCAUACAUCUAGGUACGUGUCCAAGCUGGUCUGGCUGAAGUCAAUGUUACUGAUGCAUGGUCCUUCUAUAUGCAGUUCUUCACGCUGGAAGAAAGGGGGGCAUCUCAUCUUCUAGGAGGAACGAAACAGCCUGCAGCCUUGUUCUUUCGAUGGUAGGCUGUUUUCUAAGCAGCUGCCCAAGGAUAGCGAUGGCCUUUGUUGUUGUGGUGGUCUCAUCACAGUUACUAGAAUAAACGCAACGCAGAAUUGUAGCAAAGUAAAGCAAAAAAUACUCGGAUACUCAUCAAGCGCUUACGAGACAUGCCUUGCUGUCGUUCUAGGUGCAUGUUGCAUACCUUUAAAAAUAGUGACCAACUGAAAGAACCGCUGUACGUGAGCAGUCAUUUUGUGUGCUGGAAAUGAAAGAUUUUAAAAGGUUGGAAAAAGUUUCCUAAAAUCGGUCCUGAAAUCACUGUUAACGCCCUUGUAAGAAACUGAGAACUGUGAUCUGCUAAAAGCAACAUUUGAGGCUUCCUCGAGUUAGAUGAAAUUGAAAAGCAGGGAACUCCUUCAAAUCCUCUCCAGCUGCGGUCGCUAAGAAUGUGUUUGGUCAGCCUGCCUGAGCCAAACAGGAACUCUGCUUGGAGCACCGAGGCAGCGGGGCCAUGCAAUAAAUCCCAGCCCUUAUCGAAAUUCUAGCCACGCUGGCUUUGGGAGGGUGAUAAAUGCGUAGGACAGCUGGAAACUGCACAGCAAGACAUUGAGAGCAUUGAGCCUUACGUAAUGAGGUGGCUCGAUGCAAAUGAACGGUAAGUUGCAAGGUAAAGGCAAUGGAAGUAGCAAGGAUUUAUUGAAAAACAGAAAUAUUUGUAAGGAGACAUGCUCUGAAUGCCUUUGAAAUAAAAGCUCUGCUGCAGUGAAUAGUUUCGAUCCUAGGUGGGGCGUUGUGUCUCAAUUGGAGGCUUUUCAGAGGCCAGUUUUGGCAGUCUGUAUCAAUCAUCCCCCCUGAAAAAAAAGUUGUUUAAAGCCCAGUGCCAGAGGGAACUGCCCUCGCUAAUAAUAUCCGAGAAGAGCAGCCGCCUCUGAACGCGUAGGUCCUGAGACCGCUGAUGUCACCAGCCAGCCUGGCAUCUGCGUUUAAAGGCUGGGUGAUGUGCCGGCAGAUCAGGCUGCUGCAUCCAUUCCCGGGUUGGUGCAGUCCAUGCUCAGUCUUGCAGCAACUCAGCAACUCGAGCCACCCGCCAGGCAAUGGGCGCACGGCGUUGCUCCCCAGAGAAAUAAGGUGUGCGCUACUGCUCUUCUGUGGUAAUAGCAGCGGAGCCUACACAAACCCAAAUCACAAAUUUGAGAAAUAGCUCAAGAUUUCAGUGGGACGUGAGAUGAGUCGCACAUUCUGUUUACUGCUGUCAGCUGGUGGUUUAACUUUUCCCUUUAUACAGCUGGAAAUUCAGUUCACCAGGUCUUUUUGUGUGUGUGUGUCCCUGCAAUGGCAUUAUCAGAGAGCAGUACUGUAAAGAUCAACAUCUAGACAUUAUCAGUGUAUUGGUAGCGUUGCAUCCCAUUAUUUCCUUGCUAGCUUUCCUGAUAGCCUCGUAUGCAGGAGGGAGGCAGGAGACAGAUGCCUUAGCUUUGCCUAGAAACAUUCUUGGGAGAGGCAAGCGCCACACGUCUGCCAGUGCCUGAGAAUACCUGGUAAAGAAGUGGAAUCAUCCAGUAGCAACCCUGCCUAAUGCUGAUGGGCCCCCAGGUGAGUGGUGGUGCUUCUGCUCUUCACCUGUUGCUAGAGGUGGGGAUCUACUGGUGCAGCUGUAAACCUUAUCCAGGUUUGUAUCCAUACUGGUGAGGUUUAAGGACGGCUGGGUUGCUUGCUUUCUGGGUGUUACACUAUGGCCUUCUCUUGUACCUUUUAUCCAAGACUGGCAGAGCAUCAGUCUUGGCUACUCUUCCCCCACCCCACCCCAAUUACCGCUGUAUGAAAGGAGAUGGUGGAGUAGCUUCCCAGAGGGAAACCAGAGUCUUUGCCCUGAGGGGUGGCCAGACUUCCCUGCUAAUCAGCAUGUCUGGAGUGCCUGCUGAUGGUGAAGGAGGGAAGAAGCUGACUUGGUCCAGCACUGAUGCCCUAAGCCCUGGACUACCACGCACCGUGUCUGCAGGGAACGUAGGUGCAGAAGAAAGUGGAUUAUAAGUGGUUUUCAGAAGAAUUAAGGUGUUCGGGAGAGUGCUUCCCACGAUGUUUAUGAUCCUUCCCACGAUGUUUAUGAUCCUUUAGUGGCCUUUCACAUCUCCAGUAUUUUUGCAAGCUGCAUUUUGUAGAAGGGAAUGGGUGACGGGUUACGAAUUGGAUAUUAAGGAUGCAGUACAGUGCUCUGAAAGGAUCCUGCCCUGUUCCUGAGUGUGCACGUGGGCACAGGGCAUUGAAGGUUGGGGGCUGAUUUUCCCUGGCUUCUGGUAGGAAGGCACUUGGAAUGUUCACGCCCCAGGAUUUAGGGAUGUUAGAAAAUUAAGAGAAUACAGAAACCUGAACAAAUAACAAAUAAUGGAAGAGAGUACACAGCAACAGAAAAGCUAUUCACAACUUAAAGGUGUUUGGGUUUGUUUUUUUUUUUCUUGCUGAAUAAGGCAAUUCUAGGAAGCUGAUGGGUCAGAUUCCUGUUUGGAGCUGAAAGCAGGCCCUUUUUUUUGGUUUUUUUCUAACUCUUGUUUACAGAGUGUGCACAGAGUGCUGCUGCGCAAGCAACACCUGAGAUUUCUGCAAAAAGAAACUUGCUUUGCUUUCACCUAAGAAACAGCUGUUCUGAGUCCCUGCUUCUCAGCUCCGGUGAUCUCAAAGAAACACAGUUGCUUCAUGUGCUUUUUGCUUUCUUCCCUCAGGCCUUCCCAUUACAGCUUGGGAAAUCCCUGUUCCAAGGGAAGUGAGGCCAAAGAGAAUCAGGACAAAUUCACUUUGCAGGCUCUUUUUGCUCCUCCCCAGCUGUUUUCCCUUCCCAGCAGUGGAGAUCUCACUUCCCACCCUUCUAGGGCUGCCUGUCUGCUUCCAGAGAAGCUGUGAGACUGCAGACUGCCUCUUGGGGUUAGCACCUUGCUGCUGUCCUGUCAGCCCUGGCUGAUCCUCCAGCUUCUCCCUCUACCAGACGGUUGCUGGAAGCGGAGACACUCUGCUGCUCAGCCUUCCAGGCAGCCCCAGGCUGAGUUUGGGAGCAGUGCGGGGGCAUGUGCAUCUUCAGACUACUUAAGACACUGGCUGUGAGCUAUUACCUGGGCUGUCGCAGUCAACGGGCUGGGUUGGGACAUUGCUUGGGUUCCUCACUGCAGCUGCACCGGCAAAGCCUAGUUUUAUCUCUCUCCAGUAAGUUGCUCCCUCCUGAAGUCCCUGUCUUUCCUCAUCAGUGAGCCGAAUGCUACGUCCAUGUUCAUCGUUAGGACUAGAUUUGGCUUGCAAUAAAAAGGGCUGUUUUCUAGCUUGCUCUGGUGUAAAUCCACAGCUUCUGUUCUAGCAGUAGGGUGUGUGCUGGUACUGCUACACAGUUCAAGCAUUGCUAUAGGAAACUUGUAGGGUAAAUAGCAUCAAAGACCAGUCCCAUUUUCCCCCUAGAACCCAGUUACGGUGAAUACCAAGACUAAAGGUUUAAUUGGCUCCAUAUUUUUAAUUAUUUCCCCCAACCGGACACAUCACCAUGGAUGCUUGCAUUUUUUUCUCUGAUCACCAUGAAAACUUCACAUUUGGGCUAUGACUGACUUAAUGAAACCACAUUUCCAGCAGUUGUCAGAUUAUUGGCAAGCAGUACCUGACCCUCUUGCAGUGGCCAGGAAUGAAGUGUUUUCUUUCCAAGAGAGUGAUGCUCUGAGCCUGUCUGCCUGAAGGAAAGUAAUUAAUUAAUUAAUGUUCAUUAUGGAAAUACCUUGUGUUUUUGUGUAUUUCUGUCUGACCUCUUGGUCAGGUCAGCCUCUGUAUGUUUUAUUUCAGGUAAGCAACAGUAUGUGAAUUCAUGGUGGUAAGAGGGUAGGUGGCUUGGAAUUUGGUAUUCAAAAGUGAUAGAGAGUGAAGCACGUGAGCAGCAGCACCACUUUCCUUCCCUCUGGGGAAGGCUGCUCUCAAGCAGUGCCAAGAAGCUACCUACCCCAUGUGGCUUUGCUAUAUCUCUGUGCCUGGUACCUGGGCACCAGGCCCCUGCUCCGCUGCCAUUCCUCCUCUUGACUGGAAGGAUUAACUUCCUUCAGGCGUCAGCUAGAUCUAAUUUGAGACUUUUUCAUCUCUGGCAUUCAUCAAUAGAAAAAUAAGAUUGCCUUAAUUUAACAAAACUUGCAAAUGACUCUUUACCUGAAUUUUUGAAGAACAAAAAUGUCUAAGACUGGAAGAAAGAUUCGGUGCCAUGAUAUGUUGCAACUGACCACCAGAACAGGAAUGACUUGUAGACCGGAGAUCAGCCUCAGUGUGAAGCUUGCUUCAGGCAGAAUCCCAUCUGUCUGGGAAGAUGUCUAAAGGCUCUAGGUCUUGCUCAUGUUAUGUCUUAAAUCCCCACCACACACUGAACCAGUUCAGUAGGUGAGUGGUAGGGAGCGUGUUUCCAGCAUGGUGAGCUCCUUUUUAAUCUCUCCGGAGAGGUAACUCAGCACUCUGAGGGUCUGCCUACGUUGCCUUACAGGGACCUCGGCAGGGCAGCCAAGGGGAAGGUUAGAGAAGAUGGUCAGGACAGGUCCCUACGCUUCCUCCUGCCCUGCCUCGGGCUGAUGGCGACUGCAGAAGCAAAAGGAGACAGAAGCCAUCUGACGAGCAGCAGCUGGGAGCGGACGGGCUCUGCGGUGAUCGCAGCAAAGCUCUGCAGUCUCUUUGGGGGUGCUUGGGAUUGAGUGGCGUUUCAGGGGUGGGCUCUGGGCUCCUGGGUGGUGCUUCUCUGAGCACAGCAUCCCUGUGCACCAUGUGGGCCCAGGAGCCCAGCUGGGGCACUCCUUGUGCUGAGAUGAGGGCUGCCUGGGAUGUUUUGAAGAAGUAAAGCCUCCUGGCAAUGCAGGGAAUCUGCUGUGUUUCUGAUUUUUGGAAACUGGAAAAAGUGAAGCCAUAUUGUAUUUCUUAUUGACCUUUUUUGAAAUGCCAAAUUUUUUCACUCUGUCACCUCUUACUUAGAAAACUUACUUCUGAGCAACUUCUUAAAACUUCCUCUCAUUCUGUCUGCCAAUGACUAUCUAUUGGAUUUUCUCCCAGAAUGGAAACUUCAUAUUCUGAGUACAGCAGUAGGGCUCUUGAAUUUAAAAGUACUCUUUCACUUCUUUUAGAGUAUGUUAAAAAAAAAAAAAAAGCAUGAAGAGAAGCUCUGAGAACACUGCCCAGACCAUGCAUGUUUAAAACCAGAUUAUGGGUUUUCUGUGCAAGAAUCAGUUAAGUGGGUGCAACCCUGUCUCACCUGUGAGAAAAACUUUUCCUUUUUGCUGAAGAACAUCCCACUUCCAGGCAGACAGGGUGCAGGGGCAGCUGAAAUCCCAGCUCUAUGAAUGCCUUUUUCAUUCUUUGUGCGGACAGUGUUUCAGAUUUAUCAUCUUCACCUCAGAGGAGCAAGGUGUGCAGAGAGUAAGGAAAGACCAUCAUGCCAAUGGUCCCAAUGUACAGAUCCUUCUCUACCCCCUGCUCUACCCUGUACCUAGUCCAUCUGCUGAUCUUGCGUCACUUCUGGGCCACUUAAGCAAUACUGCUAUCGUUACUAGCCUGCAAGUGUGGUUUCCUUUGGCGUAUGGUUCUCGAUAUGAAAAUGCCCUCUAAUUUAGCUCCUUGGCUGCAAGAACAAACUGGUGAGUUUUAUUUUCUUGAUGCAAACUAUCAAUUCUCACAUUGGGAGGUCAAUGACUAGUCUUCAGAAGGGUGGUGAUUCCUGCCCUUGCCCUAAAAUGUGCUCAGACUCUGUUCCCAGAGUUACUCUGGGGGUUACUCAGGGUUUGUUCAGGCUGCCCGACUGCUGGUGAAGGGUAACUAGGGAAGAGCCCUGAGGAACUGGUGGGAACUGAUGGAGUUGGAAGGAAAGCAGAAGGAGAUGCUAAAAAGAUUGAAGACUCCAGACUCAGGAGUCUUAGCUCGCUACUCAACUCUUGUUUACAUUGUAUAGUGUAUUAUAUAGGUAUCUAUAUAUCUGUGCUUAUAACUGCAUAACCUUGCAGUGCUUUUGGUUUUGUCCAUAAGUGAAAUGGAGACACUUUUGAAUUCUGAGCAGGAAAAACCCCUGUUCCUUGCUCAUCUGUGCAAAGGGCCGGAAUGUUUAACAGAGACAAGCUCCUAAGCAGAAGUCACAGCAGAGGUACGAUGCGAAGCGCUGCGGAUCUGCCUGCCUGGGCACUCCUGCUGCGUGUGUACGGGCACUACAGCUGCCCGCGUGUUCCCACCUUAGUCUUCGGUUUGCCAUUCCAGACGGGCAAGCGCACACCCGAGAAGCACUGCUGUUUCCAUCCUGUUCUGGGGGGAAACCGCUGGCACUGGAUGUAGCUGAGACAGUGGCGAUGGAAUCGGCAGCUCUGUCGCUGCCCCUGCCUUCCGCGGCUGGGAAUUCACGUUAUGGCCAAAGCAGGUCUGGGGGCACAGUCCUUCUGGUCUCGGCUUAUCUCCCCCCACUUUUGACCUUUGAUCAGAGGUGCACAGAGAGGGACUCACCAGCACGCUGUCAGCCUGAGCACUGAGUGCAGUGCGAGCAUCACCCUUGGCUUCCACGUGCAGAGAAGCGGAGGGUAUGGCAGCGAUAUCUGCACGUCAGGCUUCUCCAGUGCUGUGCUCGCUGUGAGCACGCCGUCCUGCGUUCGAGCUGGUCCCUGAGCUCUGGCUAGUGCAGGAGUGUCCUCUGUUUAUCUCCUGUAUGCAGAGCAUGGUGUCCACGGACGGUCGUAUCUUGCCCCACAAACAGCCUGGGUGCAAACGCGAGGCCUCUGCUGCUCUGCAGGCAUCCAGCGGGGACAGAGUUUUUCUUGCCCCGGGAUUCUGGCCGUUUGGGUGGUUAUUUGGAAGCAGAUAUUUGCUAGGGAGGCUGUGUCUCAAUGAGGCUGUCAAAAUGGUUGCAGUGGGAUCUUCCGUCAUGGCGGGAACUGCAGGCUCUUGUGAUGGCUUUUGGCUCCUGCCAUUGUAGUUUCAAAAUAUACGUGCCUUUCUGGGAGGGACCUUAGUGGCUGGGGGGGGGUCCUUUGUGCUUGCUUUGGCUUCUUUCUCCACUGAGCAGUCUCCAGGUUCCUGUAAUGUGCCAGCCAGUAUCAGCCUCUAUUUAUCCCCUUUCUGUGCAUAUUUGUGACAAUUUUGCUUGCUACAGCUGUGGUCAUUUAAGCUGAAUAAUAUUUUCAGGCUGAAAAGGCCAGUAGCAGGGUGGUUAUCAGAUAGAGAAAUGCAUCGUAUUUGCUCUGGCCUUUGGUUCCUAGAUAAUAUAACGGCAAAUUGUGUUCCUGGAAGCUGCGAGGUGGCUUGCAAGAUUACAUAGCCCCGAAAAAGCAUGGAGGCAGUUUGUCACAUGUGACGGAGGAACGGAGGGGGAGGUCAGAGCAGGGAGCACAGCUGCUCGUGGUGCUCAGCAAAGGUCAGACUCAGCUGAUGGCUUCUUCACCCCGGGAACGCUGAAGCAGCAGCAGCAGCAGCAGCAGCAAUUGUGUCCUGGCUGCUCUCCUAGUGCUUUGCUGGAUUAGGAGUGUAAAUCGAUUUGAAAGUUGCUGCUACUUGCAGAGCAGUAAGAGAUUGUGGAUGUCUCCCAGUAACCAUUUCCCUCUCCUCUUUUUUCCCCCUCAUCGUCCCUCUAAGUGGGUGCCUUUGAAUCCCUUCUUCUUUUAGGUUUGAACCACUUCUCCAAAGCACCAGCCACCCGGAGGAAAGAAAUCUAGUUAACACUCAUUCCCUGCUCAGCUGGAUGUAGAUGUGAAGCAAGACCAGACCUGGGAGUAGGUCCUGUGGUUCCUACUGGAGCAUGCAGGGCCAGCUCUCAUGUGUGUCGGCUGUGUAGGAUGGGGUGGGCUGGGGCCAGUUCUUGUGCACAUCUGACCCAGAAAAUGUCAAAGUAUCUCGUUAUCUCUGGAGAAAGCUCGUUCCAAGCUUACUUUGUUUGGGCUAUGAGCAACUUCCCCAGGAGCGCAGCCUCAGCUGCCAGUGGAAGACUAGGUAGGACCAAGCUGAAGACAGAAAUCUAGGCAAAUGUUGUAAGGUAAAGAGAAAGAUGAGCAAAAUGCAACACAUGUCAAGAGAGGAAUCGACAUCCUUGGAGAUCGGGAUUUUCCAGCCCUCGUCCUGGCUGAGGUGUGAGGUGCGUUGACAGAGACCCUCCUGGUCCAGUGCUCAUGCUCUUCUCCAGAAGGGGUGUUGGGGAAAAGUGGCUAAGCCAGCUGUGCACCCCUUGUGCCCUGUGCACGAGUGCUCUGCGCCAGCAAAGGCAGCUCAGCAGCCUGCCCGGACCUGGAAGCUGCUUCAGGACCCGCUCGGGGAGGCAUCGCUCCAGCACGGACUGUCCCAGUAAACGAUGGGUUAUGGCCCAGCCACGUGGGAUGGGGCUGGGAGGAGCGUGGCUGCUCCGGCUGGCACCACAUUCAGCCCUGUGCUCUGGGAGUGUUACUGAAUAGGCAGCCUCCCAUUUUGUACCUCCAGAAGGGAGGCCACCCUCAAAAUAACCCCCGUUUGCCACCCUAGGGGGAGGCAUGAGAGUGAUGCACACAGGACGGGUGCCAGCAUCAGCACUGCUGCUUGCCAGCACUGGUAGCAUUAGGAGGAAGAUGCUCUGCAGCCGCCUGCUGAGGUUCAGCUUGCACAGCUCUGGGUGGCAAACAUUGCUGCAAAAGCUCUUCCCUGGUGUUCUCCUUAUUCAUAUAAAUAUCAUAUAUGUAUGUGUAUCCAAAUAUUUUUAAAUGGCAUUAUCUCAGAUCUCAAGAGGAAAUUGUUUUCCUGUUACUACAGUGUGCAUGUUAUCUAGGCUUGUUCCUUUUUUUU